Panicum hallii is the source of this 2196-nucleotide messenger RNA. RefSeq names its product potassium transporter 6-like. Lineage: Eukaryota; Viridiplantae; Streptophyta; Magnoliopsida; Poales; Poaceae. The record is from RefSeq and is a predicted model, not a curated record. Gene Ontology annotation, biological process: potassium ion transmembrane transport. The transcript has 7 exons. Gene Ontology annotation, molecular function: potassium ion transmembrane transporter activity. Gene Ontology annotation, cellular component: membrane.
AUGAAAGCGGUGCGGGUCGCGGACGACGACGACCUCAUCCUAGUGGUCGCCGCCGAGAAGAGCCGUCAGGCCGGCGAGGUAGGCCCCGACGAGAUCGCCGAUGACGAGAGUACGAGCGGCGCCGCCGGGCGUCGAACCUUGAGCUUCAGCCAGGCUUACAAGAUGAGGCACCGCGACCCAAUGGUGUUCACGACGUGGCAGACGGUGCUGCUGGCGUACCAGUCGCUCGGCAUCGUCUACGGCGACCUGGGCACGUCGCCGCUGUACGUGUUCUCGUCCCUGGUCCUGCCGGACGCCGGCGAGGCGGACUUCCUGGGCGUGCUCAGCCUCAUCCUCUGGACGCUCACCGCGAUGAGCCUCGUCAAGUACGUGCUCAUCGUCCUCCGCGCCGACGACCACGGCGAGGGCGGCACGUUCGCGCUCUACUCGCUCCUGCGCCAGCCUCGGGUCCCACGGCGAGAGGAGCGGGCCGCCGUCCAGGCUGCAUAUCGCUGGCUGGAGGACAGCUCGGUGCUGCAAGCUGCCGUCACCUGCUUCAUGUUGCUUGGGACUUGCAUGAUGAUUGGCGAUGGGGCUCUCACCCCAGCCAUCUCAGUUCUUUCUGCCGUACAAGGAAUCCAAUCGAGAUCUUCCAACAUCAAACAAGAGCAUGUUGUCAUCUUGAGCGUGGUGAUCCUGCUCCUGCUGUUCCUCAUCCAGCGAUUUGGCACGAACAAAGUGAGCGCCUCCUUCUCCCCCAUCAUGCUCGCGUGGUUCGGAUCCAUCGCCAUGAUCGGGGUGUACAACAUAGCCAGGCACUAUCCACCUGUUCUGAAAGCUGUAUCACCACAUUACGUAUACUACUACUUCGCGAGGAACAAAAAGGUCGGCUGGGAGCAACUUGGAGCCAUCAUCCUGUGCAUCACAGGUGCUGAAGCUAUGUUUGCUGAUUUGGGUCACUUCAACAAGUCAUCGAUCCAGGUGGCGUUUUCGACCUUAGUUUACCCAUCCCUGAUCCUCGCGUACUCCGGCCAAGCGGCGUACCUGAUCAAGCACCCCUCGCAGCUGAGCACAACGUUCUACAGCAGCAUCCCGGAGCCCCUGUUCUGGCCGAUGUUCGUGGUCGCCACUCUGGCGGCCAUGGUUGCGAGCCAGGCGCUGAUAUCCGCCAGCUUCUCCAUCAUCCGCUAGUCCAUGGCUCUUGGUUGCUUCCCUCGCGUCACCAUAUGCCACACUUCGGAGGAGUACGAAGGCCAGGUGUACUGCCCGGAGAUCAACUACUUCCUGAUGGUCGUGGGCAUCGCGAUCACCGUCGGCUUCGGCGGCGGACCCGAGAUCGGCCGCGCCUUUGGUGUUGCAGUGAUCUUUGUCAUGCUCAUCACCACUUGUCUGGUGUCAAUGGUCAUGGAUGUCAUCUGGCGAGUGAACGCCGAGUGGAUCGCCACGUUCGCCGUCGCCUUCGUCUCCACCGAGGGCGUGUACGGCAGCGCGCUGAUGAACAAGUUCGCGGAAGGCGGCUGGGUGCCGUCCGCCAUCGCGGCGAUGCUGCUGGUGCCCACGCUGUCGUGGACGUACGGGCGCAAGCUCAAGGCCCGGUACGAGGCGCGCCACGCCCUGGACGCCGCGGAGCUCGGCGCGCUGGCGGCCCGCCGCCACGCGCCGGGCGCCUGCGUCUUCCUCACCGACCUGGUCAACGGCUUCCCGCCCAUCGUGCGCCGCUACGCCGAGCACACGGCGUGCCUCCGCGAGCUGAUGCUGUUCGUCACCGUGCGGGAGCUGCCGGUGCGGUCGGUGCUCCCCGAGGAGCGGUUCCUCGUCGCCAGGGAGGCGCCGGGGGUGUACCGCUGCGUCGUGCGGUACGGGUACAUGGACAAGUACGACCUCGUCGGCGACGGGUUCGUCGGGUCCGCCGUCGCCGCGCUCAAGGAGGCCGCCGAGAGCGCCGAGGAGGCCGAGGCGGUGGAUUCGGCUCUCGGGGAUGGUUACGUCGUCGUGUUCGGGAGGACGAUCCUGCACAUGGGCGGCGAGCACAACUGGUUCAAGCGGUUCGUCAUCAACUACCUCUACAGGUUCCUGCAGAAGAACUUCAGGUCCAGCGUCUCCAUGCUCAAGAUUGACCAUGCCAAGACCUUGCAGGUUGGAAUGCUCAUGAGAUUUGAGUGGUUGAUGUCUAAAAAGAAUGAUUUUGUCCCCCAAGCUGUUAUGACAGAGUGGUAG